Messenger RNA from Meloidogyne enterolobii, 351 nucleotides. The record is from the annotation of a GenBank genome assembly. Lineage: Eukaryota; Metazoa; Nematoda; Chromadorea; Rhabditida; Meloidogynidae.
AUGGAAUUAUUUGAAAAUGAUUUAUUACCAUUUACAAUACACAAUACAAUAUUGGCUUUAGGGUCUCCAAUAAUUUAUUCAAUUUUUUCAAUUUGUGUUUUCCUUAAAGGCCGUGAAUUAAUUAGCAGUGUUUCUAAAGAGGAGAAACUGGUUUUUAUUCAAGUAUUUAUUAUUUCAAUGCUAAAUACAUCAGCAGGUAUUGUUAUAUCUUACAAUAUGUACCAUCCAGAUCACGGGACUUUAACAGUAAUAAUUGCACAGUUCACUUUGUUACAUAUUCAUGGUAAUUUGAUUUUUACUAUAAUCAAGGGGAAUUUUCACUUUUUACAUAAGAGAUUGUUUUUGUUAUGA